AUGGACAGUGUUAAGCCACCAGAUGCCGUCAACUGGAACGGAAAUGUGGACUGUGAGUGGCGAACUUUUAAACAGCGGUUUAUGCUAUACCUGCAAGCUGUCGGCCUAGAUAGUAAGCCUGAUACACGGAAGAUUGCACUGCUUCUUACCGUAGCAGGUCCACAAGCGGUGGAAGUAUAUAACACGUUUGUGUUCGCAACUGCAGAAGACAAAGAAAAGUUUGACGAAGUAGUGAGAAAGUUUGAUGAACACUGUUCGCCCAAAAAGAAUGAAACAUUUGAGAGGUACGUCUUUCGGUCACGUAUACAACAACCUUCAGAGAGUUUUGAUACGUUUCUGACUGACCUCAAGUUAAAGGCAAGAACAUGCAAUUUUGGACAGCUGCAAGAAUCUAUGAUAAGAGAUCAGAUCGUAUUUGGAAUAAAAGAUAUAAAGAUAAGAGAGAGGCUUCUGAGAGAGGCGGAUCUGACUUUAGCAAGUGCUGUGAAAGUAUGUCAUGCCAGCGAGCUCGCCAUACAACAUGCAAAAACCUUCAGCGGGUCGCCGAGGGAAACAGACACGGAAAGCACAGCUGUAGCUGCAGUUAAUACACGGCAGGCUAAUCUGGUGAAUGAGCUGGAUGUGAAAGCGAUGAAAACGAAACCACACAUAUUCCAAAAUAACAGUUUACUCCAAGCAUAUAAUGGAGAACCAAUCAAAACCAAAGGUAAAUGCAGGCUCAGGGUACAAGUAAAAGGAAAAUAUCACAGUCUGAUGUUUAUCAUUGUGCCAGAGGGACAUGAAUCUCUGUUGGGAGAUAAAGCAUGUGAGAGACUCGGCCUAGUCAGACGGGUAUACAGUAUAAACAGCUCUGAGCCCAAAAGUGUGAAAGAAAUCGUGGAUCUGUACCCAGACAUAUUCAAGGGGUUUGGAGUCUUACCCUUCACCUACAAGAUAAAGCUGAAAGAAGGAGCUCAGCCUGUGGUUCAGUGCACCUCGACGUGUUCCAGCUGCUCUUAA
Messenger RNA from Haplochromis burtoni (Burton's mouthbrooder), 999 nucleotides. RefSeq lists its product as uncharacterized. The transcript has 2 exons. Lineage: Eukaryota; Metazoa; Chordata; Actinopteri; Cichliformes; Cichlidae. Bases 1 to 999 code for a protein of 332 amino acids. The record is from RefSeq and is a predicted model, not a curated record.